CAGACAGCUCACAGUGCAGGGGAGGGGUCCAGAGGAAGCCUCUCCCAGGCUCUGCUCUGAGGGCUUCUGUGCACAUUGAAGAUGCCAGCUGUCCAGCUGCUGCUGCUGGCCUGUCUGGUAUGGGGUGGGGGGGCCAGGACAGCCCAGUUCCGGAAGGCCGACGACCAGAGUGGCCGAUGCCAGUACACCUUCAGUGUGGCCAGCCCCAGUGAGGCCAGCUGCCCCGAGCAGGGCCAGGCCAUGUCAGCCAUCCAGGACCUGCAGAGAGACAGCAGAGAACAGCGCGCAGCCCUGGAAUCCACCAAAGCCCGGCUCAGCUCCCUGGAGGCCCUCCUCCACCGCCUGACCUUGGGCCAGGCUGUCGGGCCCUUGGAGACCCAGGAGGGGCUGCAGAGGGAGCUGGACACCCUGAGGAGAGAGCGAGAACAGCUGGAGACCCAAGCUAGGGAGCUGCAGUCAGCCUACGGGAACCUCGUCCGUGACAAGUCAGCUCUGGAGGAGGAGAAGAGGCGACUGCAGGCGGAGAGCGAGGCUCUGGCCAGGAGGCUGGAAAGCAGCAGCCAGGAGGUAGAAAGCCUGAGGAGGGGCCAGUGUCCCCAGGCCCGCAGCACCUCUCAGGACCUGCCUCCGGGCUCCAGGGAAGUUUCUAAAUGGAAUUUGGAGAACGUGGGCUUUCAGGAAUUGAAGUCAGAGCUAACUGAGGUUCCUGCUUCCCAAAUCUUGAAGGAGAGUCCAUCUGGUCAUCCCAGGAGUGAAGAGGGAGGCACUGGAUGUGGAGAACUCGUUUGGGUAGGAGAACCUGUCACUCUGAAAACAGCUGAAACAAUCACCGGCAAGUACGGCGUGUGGAUGAGAGACCCCAAGGCCACCUACCCCUACACGCAGGAGACCACAUGGAGAAUUGACACAGUGGGCACAGACAUCCGCCAGGUCUUUGAGUACGACCUCAUUAGCCAGUUCGUGCAGGGCUACCCUUCCAAGGUGCAUGUGUUGCCUAGGCCGCUGGAAAGCACAGGCGCUGUGAUGUACCAGGGCAGCCUCUACUUCCAAGGGGCCGAGUCCAGAACAGUGAUCAGAUACGAGCUGCACACCGAGACGCUGAAGGCAGAAAAGGAAAUCCCUGGAGCUGGGUACCACGGGCAGUUCCCCUAUUCCUGGGGUGGCUACACAGACAUUGACCUGGCAGUGGAUGAGACAGGCCUCUGGGUCAUCUACAGCACCGAGGCGGCCAAAGGCGCCAUUGUCCUCUCCAAGAUGAACCCAGAGAAUCUGGACCUUGAACAAACCUGGGAGACCAACAUCCGUAAGCAGUCUGUUGCCAACGCCUUCAUCAUCUGCGGCACCUUGUACACCAUCAGCAGCUAUUCCUCGCCUGAUGCUACUGUCAACUUUGCCUACGACACAGGCACGGGUAGCAGCAAGGCCCUGACCAUCCCGUUCACGAACCGCUACAAGUACAGCAGCACGGUCGACUACAACCCCCUGGAGAAGAAGCUCUUUGCCUGGGACAACUUCAACAUGGUCACCUAUGACAUCAGGCUCUCCCAGAUGUGAAAAGUCGCCGGGCACUAUCAGAAAAGGCAGAAGGAGGUGAUGUUCGGGGCUCCCAAGGGGAGAGCCAGCCAGCCAACGCCCUCGCAGCUUCCCUCUGCUUUCCAAGCUUGCCUUAACCCAGAAGAAUGCACAUGGUCACCACGUCCUACCGGACGAGAAUAGCAAUAUGGGGAUUUAGAUGAUUCUACUUAUAAUAUUCUUUUCUUCUGCCAGCUUUCAGAGGGAUGUUUAAGCAAAAUAGUUUAAGUUUUCUGGUGAUUUGAGGCAAGAGCUCUAAUGUGUAGUAGUUUCUUCAUGAAACCCACAAGGCUUUUUACAAACAGGCCCUCACUGGCUAAAGAAGAGAAAUUUGGAGAAGAGUUUGGAGAAACAGGUUUCCCCACAUGGAACCCAGGGCCAUCAUCUGCUCUCUCUUGUUGCCUGGUUACCAUGAGCAACAAUAACAAGCAGGGCUUCUAAAGGAAGAGGGACAGCUCCUGUGGCAGCACUGAACGUGUAUAAGAUGUGUUUACUGUAGUUGCCUUCUAGUUCUUCAGGUGGGAUCCAGAAACUUUGCCCCGUGAAAUAAAAUAAUCUUGCACAA
This is a messenger RNA of Hippopotamus amphibius kiboko, 2137 nucleotides long. It is a transcript of the gene MYOC, whose product is annotated as myocilin. The record is from RefSeq and is a predicted model, not a curated record. The transcript has 3 exons. Gene Ontology annotation, biological process: signal transduction; osteoblast differentiation. Gene Ontology annotation, cellular component: Golgi apparatus. The coding region runs from base 82 to 1554 and encodes 490 amino acids. Lineage: Eukaryota; Metazoa; Chordata; Mammalia; Artiodactyla; Hippopotamidae.